UUAAUUUUUUUUUUUAAAUUCAUGAGAAAUAUGCCGACAACAGAUUUUCCAGAAACGACGUCGUCGUCUUCGCCAUCGAGCUUAAGAUUCUCGAUUUCGAGCCGACGCCGCGACCAGGUCCAUACGAUGGACCCCACCGCACACGAACCCACCCCCCAGGAAAUCGAAUUGGAUUCCUUCCAGAGAAAAGUCUCCGAUCGCUUCCACGACCUGGCUGCGGCGGAUUCCGACGAGCUCCUCUCGAUCCCGUGGCUCCAGAAGCUUCUAGAAGCGUUCCUCUCCUGCCAGGAGGAGUUCCGAUUAAUCGUCUCCAACAAUCGAGCCACCUUGAACAAACCCCCAAUGGACAAAUACAUCUCCGAUUUCUUCGAUCGGAGCGUCAAGGCCCUGGACGUCUGCAACGCCAUACGCGACGGCGUUGAGCAAAUCCGGCAGUGGCAGAAGCACCUCGAGAUCGUCGUGAGCUCGUUCGACGGCGGCGGCAGCCGGAGUAAGAUCAUCAACCAGGGGCAAUUUCGCCGCGCGAAGAAAGCCCUAAUUGAACUGCUGAUCUCGAUGCUCGACGAGAAGGAAUCCGGCGGCGGCACCACCACCACCACGACGACAAUGCCGCACAGAAACCGCUCCUUCGGGCGACACAGCGCGCACGCCGCCUCCGCCGAGCAUAAAUCGUUCGUCCACUUGCGGUCGCUCUCGUGGAGCGUGUCCCGGUCGUGGUCGGCCGCCAGGCAGUUGCUAGCAAUCGGGAACAAUUUAGUCGCGCCGAGGGCUAACGAGAUCACGUCGACGAACGGGCUCAAUUUGGCCGUUUUCACGAUGAACUACGUGCUAUUGUUCGUAAUGUGGGCCCUGGUGGCCGCGAUCCCUUGCCAGGAUCGCGGCCUCCAGACGCAUUUCAAUGUCUCGAGGCAACUUCUGUGGGCCCCACCGAUUCUCUCGCUCCACGAUAGGAUAUUGGAGGAGUCGAAGAAACGGGAGAGGAGGAACGCGUGCGGGUUGUUGAAGGACAUACGGGACGUUGAGAUUUGCGCUAGGUGUAUGAUGAAUGACUUGGCGGACUCGGUUAGGUUCCCGUUGACGGAGGAGAAGGAGAGAGAAAUUAGAGAGAGAGUCGACGAGAUUGAGAGUGUGUACCAAGGUAUAAAGGAUGGGUUGGAUCCUUUGGAGAGAGGGGUUCGAGAAGUGUUCCAUAGGAUUGUGAGGAGUAGGAACGAAGGUCUUGCUUCGAUUGACGCGAGUAAAUAGUUGUUCAUGUUCGAUGAAUUUGGUUUUUUCGUCGGAUUGGAAAGAAAGAUUCCGAUUCUUGUAUUUAUUAGAGAAUAUGUCAUUGUGUAAAUUUGAUUUUGUUAAGGUUUAUAUCCUUGUGUUUUUGUGCAAUGAACUUUUUUUCUCGAUAAAUUCGGUUGCGUAACGUUGAUCUAUAUUCGGUUUAAGAUUGCUUCGCAAUGUACCGAAAGAAGAGUAAAGUAAGCCAACAACAUUCCUAUGA
Messenger RNA from Erythranthe guttata (spotted monkey flower), 1489 nucleotides. Its product is annotated as plant/protein (DUF793). The record is from RefSeq and is a predicted model, not a curated record. NCBI's taxonomy places the organism in Eukaryota, Viridiplantae, Streptophyta, Magnoliopsida, Lamiales, Phrymaceae.